Messenger RNA from Drosophila subobscura, 1435 nucleotides. Its product is annotated as aspartate aminotransferase, cytoplasmic-like. Gene Ontology annotation, cellular component: cytosol. Gene Ontology annotation, molecular function: pyridoxal phosphate binding; L-aspartate:2-oxoglutarate transaminase activity. The transcript is spliced from 4 exons. NCBI's taxonomy places the organism in Eukaryota, Metazoa, Arthropoda, Insecta, Diptera, Drosophilidae. The record is from RefSeq and is a predicted model, not a curated record. Gene Ontology annotation, biological process: L-aspartate biosynthetic process. The coding region runs from base 39 to 1403 and encodes 454 amino acids.
CACUUGCCGUCUUCGAUCUUCUAGCUGUGAAAUUAAAUAUGAAUGCGAUCUCAGCCGUGUCGCAUAGUCUUCUGCUGCAGGCCUUUGGCAAGUCCUCAAGUCGUCGAAGUGCCGCCACAGAAAGACGCGGAAAUGGUGGAGGGAGUCUAUCGCCUUUCGCCUGCCUUAAGCGAGCUACGCCCACCGAGUUUGACAACCUGGAGCAGGACUACCAGCUAGAUGCAUCGUCGCAGAAAAUGAAUCUGGCCACUGAGGUAUUUCGAAAUGAGGUUGGCAAGCCGCAGCUGUUUCAAGCAGUAAAAAAGGCAGAAAUCAUCAUUGCGUGCGAUGAUUUCCUCUCAAGGGAACCGCUUCCGCCACUGGGGAAUCCAGAGUUCCUCAAUGCAGCCACUGAACUGGUCCUCGGAAAGUCUUCUCCAGCACAAACACAGGGUCGAGUGGUUGGCAUUCAGACAAAGAACAACAUCGAUGGACUGGCCCUGGCCGCACAGUUUCUGCGCCAGAAGACGACGCGGGACUUUUGUCUGCUCGCCCGUCCCUGCAACACUAUUUACUGGAAGAUAUUCAAGGCGGCGGGCUUCAAUUGCCAAAGGUACCAAUACUACAGCGACACCAAAGGGGAGCUGAACAUCUACGGAUUGGUGGCCGAUUUAAUGACAGCACCCGACGAGGCAGUGGUCGUCUUGGAUGCAUGUGCGCAGCAUCCCACCGGCCUGGAUCCCAGUACGGAUGAAUGGAAGUUGCUGCUCCACAUUGUCAAGUGCAAGAAGAUGCUACCCUUGAUCCACUUGGAGGCUCCGGGCCUGGCCAGUGGUGAUCCCAACGAGGAUGCUUGGCCAGUCCGAUACUUUGCGGACAGCGGCAUCGAUUUGCUCUGCUCUCAGUCCUUUGUUAAGAACUUUGGCCUCUACAAUGAAACAGUUGGCCAACUGAUGGUUGUGCUGGCAAAUUCUGCCCAGUUGAAUGCGGUUCGAGGACAAUUUGAAUCGAUGUUAUUAGACAAAAAUGCCGAGUGCUCGUCGGUAUAUGCUAGUCGAGUUGUGGCCAAAAUUCUUAGCGAUGACAAAAUCCGCUCAGAUUGGAGCCAAACCCUAAAGGAGAUGCACCAAAGGGUCUUUCAAUUGCGUGCCGAUCUGAGCAAGAAGCUAGCAGAACUCAAGACACCCGGCAACUGGCAGAACCUGGUGGAACAGUGCGGAUAUCAUCUGUACUCGAAUCUAAGCCGCUCUCAGAUCCGGCAGCUGAAGGACAGACACAUCUAUGUCCCGAGCUCAGGACGCAUGAACCUCACAUCAGUACAGUCCACAAAUCUGGAUCGCUUAGCAGCCGGCCUCAAUGAUGUGUCGCAAGCCGCUAAGGGCGAUAGUUUUAACACAGUGCAUAAAUACUAUCACUCUGCUUGAAUCCUUUCCGUUAAAACAUAAAACUUAAAGUA